AUGUUUUCGGCAGCUCAUUCGCUUCCUGUUUUUGGUAGACUUGUCGGAUCGGGCAGGCAACGCGGACCGGGUAGUGACAUAGCCGUAGUCCCAUGGAUUUCACGUAGUACCUCUUUUCGUAGGAUAUGUCCGACUCCCCGCAUUCGGCCUUCUGCUGCUGCCCACCGGGGAGGUGCGGGGCUGCUCCGUCGCCGGUGGACGUGGCUUCGGCCUCCAACUUCGAGAGCUUCUCGCUGCGGCACCUGGACUUGCGGCUCCAACUAAGCUUUCCCGAAAGGGAGGUACGUGGCCGUCUGAGCCUACGCCUCUGCCCACUUUCCUGUGGAGUCGCCACGCUGGUUCUGGACACUCACCCUUCACUGCUCAUCCAUUCGGUAGACUGCUGUCUCCCCGAGGGCUUUCUGUGCACUGGUCUGCCCUACCGUAUCGAGCCCUUCACCGAAUACGGGGCGGCGCUGAGCAUCGCGCUGCCGGCAGCUGCUCAGGAGCCGCACCGGGGCUUCGAAGUAAUCGUCCUGUACACGGCGAAGGAUGCGCCGGCGAUCUGGUGGCUGGAUGCUGAGCUGACCUGUGGGAACUUGAAGCCUUUUGUCUUCACUCAGGGCCACUCUGUAUGUAACCGAUCCUUCUUUCCCUGCUUUGACACACCUGCUGUGAAGAGCACGUACUCGGCUACGGUCACGGUGCCUGAGGGGGUCCAGGUCCUAAUGAGUGCUACAUGUAGCGCAUACAGUGAGCAGGAUAAGGCCUUUCAGUUCCACAUGGAACACCCAGUUCCUGCCUACCUCGUAGCCCUGGUGGCUGGAGAGUUGAUACCAGCUGAUAUUGGUCCACGGAGUCGUAUUUGGGCAGAGCCCUGCAUCCUGAAUAUGGCUGUCAGUAAGCUGAAUGGCCAAGUGGAGAGCUGGCUGUGUGCAGCCGAAAGACUUUUUGGACCCUAUGUAUGGGGAAGAUACGACAUUGUGUUCCUUCCACCCUCUUUCCCCAUCGUUGCCAUGGAGAAUCCCUGUUUGACAUUCAUCAUCUCUUCCAUUCUGGACAGUAGUGACUUUCUAGUGGUGGAUCUCAUCCACGAGAUUGCCCACAGCUGGUUUGGCAAUGCAGUGACCAAUGCCACCUGGGAGGAGAUGUGGCUGAGUGAGGGGCUGGCGACAUAUGCACAGAGACGCAUCACCACUGAGGCAUUCGGAGCUGCUUUCACCUGUCUGGAGACAGCCUUCCGAUUGGGUGCCCUACACCGGCAAAUGAGGCUGCUGGGAGAAAACAACCCAGUGAGCAAGCUGCAAGUAAAGUUUGAGUCAGGAGUGAAUCCCAGCAGUCUCAUGAAUCUCUUCACCUACGAGAAGGGCUUCUGCUUCAUUUCCUACUUAGCUGAGCUGUGUGGUGACCCCCAACGUUUCGAUGACUUCCUUAGGGCCUACAUUGAGCGCUUCUGUUUUUGUAGUGUGGUGGCCCAGGACCUCCUAGACUACUACUUGUGCUUCUUUCCUGAGCUGCAGGACAGCAGUGUUGCUGACCGUGAAGGUUUGGAGUUUGAGCGCUGGCUUAGUGCUUGUGGGCCACCCCCAUCCGAGCCAGACUUGUCCCAGGGCAACAGCCUGACAGAGCCUGUUGAAACACUGUGCCAGCUGUGGACUGCUGGUACUCUAGACCUACCUACCAUUACUUUGCAUAACCUAGCACAGUGGCAGACCUUCCAGAUGGUGCUAUUCCUAGAUAAGCUGCUGGAUCGCUGCCCCCUGUCUCAUGAGGUCAUGAGCCGACUUGCUCGCUGCUAUUCGCCACUGCUGGACUCAAACGCAGAAGUUAGGAUUCGCUGGCUGCAGUUGGUGGUCAGGAGUGGCUACUUCCCUGAACUUCACAAAGUGCGCCGGUUUCUGGAAGACCAUACCUCCAGAAUGUACACUGUCCCCCUAUAUGAGGAUCUUUGUAGCAGCUCCCUAAAAUCCAUUGCAGUGGAUGUUUUCUGCCAAUCCCAGAGUCGUAUGCAUGCAAACUUGCGAAAGACACUUCAGCAGAUCUUGUCACAGUGCGUGGGUCCACUUGGUAGCACUCCUGUGGGAGACGAACGAGCAACGGACACCACUGGAACAGUAGCCCUUCGAGACGUCAAUGUGUCAGCAUGACCAGUGCCUUGGAUCGUUUAACUGAGAAAUCACUAAAGUAGGCACACAGUGACCAGUUUUCAGACGGCUUUUAGUGGCAACUCUUUGAAGUGUUGUCUUGGGUUUUGACACCAAUUUAGCCUGAGUCUGGAAAAAAUGAGUCCAGCAAUCAAGUGCCUUUUAGAUAUGUCCACUCAGGGAGACAAAGCUACAGUAGACCUGUAGCCGCAAAACAAGAUUUGCAGCAAGGCACGUAGGCUACAAAUUUGCGUUACCUGAGGAAGAGUUUAGUGAGUGAGGAGUGAGAGCCAUUAAAAUGAAGGAUAUGUUGAUUUAAAAAAA
Erpetoichthys calabaricus (reedfish) is the source of this 2447-nucleotide messenger RNA. It is a transcript of the gene rnpepl1, whose product is annotated as arginyl aminopeptidase like 1. Gene Ontology annotation, molecular function: metalloaminopeptidase activity; zinc ion binding. The coding region runs from base 126 to 2126 and encodes 666 amino acids. The record is from RefSeq and is a predicted model, not a curated record. Gene Ontology annotation, biological process: proteolysis. Lineage: Eukaryota; Metazoa; Chordata; Cladistia; Polypteriformes; Polypteridae. The transcript has 11 exons.